CCUUGUUCCAGUGCGAACUACUGCCCAACCCCGUGGACCGCAGACUCACUGCAAACAAUAUUUUGCCCCCAGUCCUCCAUACUGCAGCAUUCAGCCAAGCAAUAUCCUUGAAGCGAGAGAAAUGCUGAGGGGAUAUGCAGUGUAGCUGCUCUGCUCCCUGUUCGACAGAGCCCGCCAUCAUCGAGAACCUGCUCCGUGGCAGCAAGCAUCGGUCUCUGUCUUUCUCUGUCUUUCCCUCUUCCCCCACUGCCGUGCUGUCCGGACGCACCAAACGUCUUCACCUUCAAGCUCGUGGGCAAGCGUGGAAGGCCAGGCCUGGCGAGUGGCUAUGCCCAACACGUUCCUGGAGAUGAAACGACAAUCUCCGGAAGCUCCCUUCGCAGCAAUAUCAAUAAUCAAACCUGCAGGUAUGGAUACAUCGAUACGUCAGAUACAUCCCCUUACCGUACGGCUUUGGGCUCAAAUACGGGCUACAAUGUCGCCAACUUGGCCCGUGCGGCGCUUCUCUGCCCUGUUUUGCAGCGUAUGCGGAUCGUAUGAAAGUUUCUCGCGCGCUGAUUGGCCCACUCCGAUCGUGCCUGAUCCUGAAUUUGAUUUGUGGAGCCCGCUCUUUCCCUGUUUUCCCUCCACAGACGCAAUCGUGGCUGAUGAGAUCGUCACGCGCUACUUUAGUCAGCGUCCACUCCCGUCGCCGUCACGUGGUUUGCUCCAGUCAAACAAACGGAGUCGAAGAGCCUCGACCGCCGGACACCGAAGUCCCCAUCCGUCGGACGCUGUGCGACUCUUGCGCGACCUGUGUUUGGAAGAGGUUGUGCCUGCACGCUCAGGGGCAUGCUGCUUCUCGGAAGAUGAAGAGCUCUCUUUGCGGUCGGCUUUUGUUAUUUUGAAGUUAAAAGGCCCUGAGGAGCUCCUCCGUGCGACACCAAGCCUCCUCGUCACCAACGGACGCUCUGACCUCGAGAAGAUUCUCCACGCCCCCCCCCUUUUUUUCCCCCUGCACCGGCAAUUGAAGAAUAGUUAUCCGCCGCGACGCCGUUCUCUUUACUAACCUCAAGAAGAACACCUGCUGAUAGCAUGCCUGAAGACAGUCCAUACCCCCUCCUGCGAACAUGUGGAAAGCCUCCGGACCAAGGAGGAGAGGCGAAAACAUGAAACACGUUGUUCUGCAGCCAACACAUGGAAUUUGGAACGGAGACGUGGGAAGGGAAAACUCCGCUGCCCAUCACUCUAUGUACAUACUGUCGCUCCACACCCGUCGGUCGGUCCAGUACUAGGCAGGGAAGGGAUCGGCCAGGGUUAUUAAUAGAAUUCAAUGCCGAUCGCGAUCCCAGAUCGCAGGCUAAAAAAAAGAUAGGACAACUAGCAGGUGUUGCCGUUCCCGCUUGGAUUGGGAAACGUUGACAUCAUAGGAGAUGAAUUGGAGGGUUCCAUUGAUCUACAGAGUACAUACAACGCCUGCUGCGGCGGAAAACGGCGCCCAAGGAGAUUGGGUGCUGUGAAUGAGAAUGCAACGGAGAUGCUUCUACGAAUGAGGCAGGCUUUUGCACAG
Molecule: messenger RNA, 1549 nt
Organism: Coccidioides immitis RS
Lineage: Eukaryota; Fungi; Ascomycota; Eurotiomycetes; Onygenales; Onygenaceae
Exons: 2
Coding region: 329-1048 (239 amino acids)
Source: RefSeq, a predicted model, not a curated record